UGAGCUGAGCCCUCAGGUCUUUACGUGUUGAGACACACCCGUCUUUUGGGAGUUGCCACGGUGGCUGUUCGACACAUGCUCGUGACCAGGGAAGACAAACAGAGAAGACAGCAUGCACUGCAAUGAGAACCUAAUCAACUAUCUUAGUUUCGGGAUCAUCCUUGCAGGACUGUGGCAUCUGUACCACCACAAGAAAUACCAAGCUUUCUAUGGCCGCCACUUGGCGCCAACUCCUCAAACCAGAUUGGUCCCGGCCCGACUGGCUUGGUUCCUCCAGGAAUCCCCAGCUCUUCUUGUCCCUCUGCUUCUGAUGCUCACGUCACAGAAAGCCUCCAGCGUGGGGAGGAUGCUCCUACUUGGAACCUUUUGCCUGCACUAUUUUCACAGAACCUUCAUCUAUUCACUCCUGAUUAAAGGAAAACCGUUCCCACAGAAUGUGAUGUUAGGAGGAGGCUUCUUCUGCUCCAUGAAUGGAUUCUUGCAGGGCCACUACUUGCUGCACUGUGCCCAGCUGGAUGAGCAGAUGUCUGACACCCGCGUUGGCAUUGGCUUACUAUUGUUCUACACGGGGAUGGCCAUCAAUAUUCACAGCGACCACAGCUUACGUAACUUGAGGAAACCGGGAGAAACUGUUUACAAGGUCCCAACAGGAGGCUUCUUUGAAUAUGUGUCUGCUGCAAAUUACUUUGGAGAGAUUCUUGAGUGGUUCGGCUAUGCCAUGGCUACUUGGGGCCUUCCAUCGCUUUCGUUUGCAGUGUUUACUGCAUGCUUCAUCGGACCAAGAGCCAUUUACCAUCACAGGUUUUACAAGAGGAAAUUCAAGGACUACCCAAAGUAUCGAAAAGCUUUGAUUCCAUUUUUACUUUGAGGAGAAGCAUUAAGAUGUCAGUAAGGGCUGCAGAGCCAAGUACUGCAUAUAUUUGUAAUUGUGUUCAAACUAUUUUUACUCUCCAAGGCUGAAUAGCAAAUGUAAAUGGCAGGUGUACCCAUCAAGUGUGGUCACAGUGAGUCAGGUCAAAAACAUCAUGCAUGGAUAUGAUGCAGGAGUUCCACACGCUUGUCUUACUAGAUUUCAAUCGCCCGAUAGGACAGUUAUUGGUCCUAAGGAUUCAGCGAAGGUGGUCUCCCAUUAACUGCUCAUAGGACAAUUAUUGGUCCUAAGGAUUCAGCGUAGGUGGCAUCCCAUUAACUGCUCUCUCUCCUAGACAGGUUCCAACCAGGUCCAAAGGAUAAAAUACAGAGAAUUGUGGAGGUAUUCUUUGGGCUAGGAAAUAAUAAAACUAACACAGCUAGGUCACUUUUAGGUAGCACACUAUCUUCACCAUGGUGUCAAGUAAAAGGAAGUAUAUGUUGCUUCAUGAUUUCAAUAUAAUUGUGUAUGCUUCAGUAGUUAAAAGUUUUGCAUCAGACAUAUGCAUGCAUGUUGAGUAGCUAAGUAGUGGCUCAAAAAUGUAUCCACAAAAAAAGAGCCUGGUAGAAAAAGUUUGAGAACCAAAUGUAUAAUUUACCGGAGGGGUCUUGAACAUUUUUGCUGGCCAAGAACCACAAAACUAGUGGUGAGACAGACGGAAGAGGGAUCUCAACCUGUAUAAAAUUGUGCUUUAAAUUAAACCGAUCCAACGGGUACCUUUUUUAUCGAGCAAUACUGUGAUACUCUAUAUAGUAUAGCACUGCUAAUUGCUAAUUUACACUUUUAUUUUUAACCUGCAAGGUAGAGCAAGUACGGUGGCCAUGCCACUGCCAUUUCUUAACAUCACUAAACUGGGUGGGAUCAACGUUACUAAGGGAGUUCCAAAGGGAGUCAUAUUUUUAGAAGUGUGUAUUAAUGUUGCAAACUCCUCAAUAAAAAUGUGAGACAUG
Nerophis ophidion (straightnose pipefish) is the source of this 1860-nucleotide messenger RNA. It is a transcript of the gene srd5a2b, whose product is annotated as steroid-5-alpha-reductase, alpha polypeptide 2b. Bases 113 to 868 code for a protein of 251 amino acids. The transcript has 5 exons. Gene Ontology annotation, cellular component: membrane. Gene Ontology annotation, molecular function: 3-oxo-5-alpha-steroid 4-dehydrogenase activity. Gene Ontology annotation, biological process: steroid biosynthetic process. NCBI's taxonomy places the organism in Eukaryota, Metazoa, Chordata, Actinopteri, Syngnathiformes, Syngnathidae. The record is from RefSeq and is a predicted model, not a curated record.